AUGAGGAUCAUCCGCUUCAUCUGUCUGUUCUCGCUCAUGCUAGCUUGGGUCGCCGAGCAGCAAACCACCGUCUUCCGGUUCAAGAUCCCGCCGCGCAAGCCCGACCACCGCGAAGCGCGUCUCUCAGAAUUCCUCCGAUACCCAGAGAGCAUGCCAAUCCACAUCCCGAUCCCAGUCCUCGAGCGCUCCAUCUCCACCAUUUCAGAGAUGCUCGUGCGCCGCGGCUCCAAGCACCAUAACCCAUCCAUGGGACUCUACAACGAGCGCACCAAACCCCCACGCAGACCCUACCCCUGGGUCGAAGAACCCACGGUCUUCGACCUAAUCAAGCAAUUCAACGCCGACGCGAAGAAGCAGAGCGAUGCCAGCGGCUCCAAGAAGCCAGCUGACCCCAUCGAUCUCAUCACGAUCUGCUCGUCGUGGGAGGAGCCGCCGCGUCUAUACACGCGCUUGCAGGUGCGCAAUGCGAAGACCUUCAACAUCGAUCCGUGUAAGAUGCUGCCGUGGUAUUGCAUGGAGCGCUGUGAGCUCGUGCCUACGAUUGGGAAUGCGCCGUUUGUGCCGCCGAAGUGCGCGGCGCCGUAUAAGGGGAUGGAUAUCUUUUCGGGGUAUCCGGAGAAAAAGAAUGUUGAGCCUUAG
Annulohypoxylon maeteangense is the source of this 639-nucleotide messenger RNA. RefSeq lists its product as uncharacterized. The coding region runs from base 1 to 639 and encodes 212 amino acids. The record is from RefSeq and is a predicted model, not a curated record. NCBI's taxonomy places the organism in Eukaryota, Fungi, Ascomycota, Sordariomycetes, Xylariales, Hypoxylaceae. The transcript has 2 exons.